AUGGAAACCGGCAUCGAGGAUAUAGAGGGCUUAGUCUGCGAUCUGAACAUUGCUGACGACGCACCUCAAGAUUGUGGACAGGAACCCCUCCGCUCAACAUGCAGCCAUCCAGUCUCCCUUCAGAACGCCAUCCACAUGCUUAUUCAAUCUACCAAAACUAUUACCUCACAAGCCCAAUCUGUCAAAUCACUAGCUGAUGAUGCGAAUUCCUCCGGUAACCUGCCUAUCACGGAGGUAUGCUCGCUCCGUGAGGGAAUCAAAAAGCUUAGAAACAUCACUUUCAAUCUUCAAACCACUAUCGAUGCGCUUAAUGAAGCGACGGAACGCUCUGUUAUCAUACGUCUCAGGUCGCUUGGAAGCCAGAGCGCAACCAUUGUUUACAAAAUCUUAUCACAUUUCGACAAACAGAUUAAAGACAUUGUCCGGCAAGUUCUCAAUAAUACCAGCGAUCGGGAGGUGUUGUGGAAGGUGGCUGAGGAGUGCUAUAACCAAGUCACUAGCCCUUCUGGAAACCUCAACGCCGAUGACUACUUUGUUCCACUCGAAGAAGCCUGUCCGGAAUGGCCAUAUGACCCCGAUUUUGAGAGCGAAGAAUACUACGAGCAUGAGAAUCGCCUUGACGUGGACGAAGAUUACGCUGCAGCUUUUCAAGAACAAACGGAGCACAGAUCCGAGGCCCGCAGGAGGGACAGGCAGAGUUGGCCUGAAUUUUGGAUCAGGGUGUUGAACAAUUCACCUGCUGGGCCAACACUGUUCUACCCACCAGCAAGCUUUGAUACCCAAUCUUUGAACUUCGAUGCUGUCCCACAGUACUUGUUUCGGACAUUCGAUGAGGCCAGCUCAGGGAGAAAUGACGAGAGCGUAAUAGCAUCUCUAGCGAGCAUUACUGGUUCACAUGAAAGCAGCCGAACCGAUAUCCUGACAUUGGAAAGGCAUAAAGCAGCAGGGUUGCUACAUAUGCAUCUGAACAAAUCGUGCUUUACCGGAGAGGCGUCUGAUAACCUUAUGUCCUGGACAAGCUCCCUACUCUUCGCUAUACAGUACGCGUUUUGGAGGCUCAGGUUCGGCCCAUGCCGCCGGUCUGACAUCAAGAUUUGCGCGGUUGACACUAAGAACUUUCCACAAGGACAAUUCGCCCAAGAUAUCUGGUUACUCAAAGCGUAUCAUGCAACUGCCAGACGGUUGGGCGAUCCAAUGCGACGUUUUUUUGACUUUCGUCUCGAGAAUGAAGAUUUUUAUAAUGGCGAAUACCUUUCUCAAGGAGCAGUGAACCAUACAGAUCGAUCCUGUGUAGUCUCUCUGGAGCACUUAAUACAGGCCGGACUCUUUGAACUAUAUCCCGAGUUUAGGGACGCCAGUGGUAGUGAGAAAUGGACUAGACGAGUAUUGGAACUGCGUCAGAACUGGUCAGCGGAGCAAGGAACGACUGAUCGGGAGAUUCAGCUUGCGCUCGGAGUGGGGAGCAGCUGCUUCACUCGAUUCGAGCCAUCCGAUAUAGCUUCAAUCCUCCUGACUUUCAAAAAUCGCAAAUGCCCAAGGCUAAACCCUACAAACCAGUUCAACAAACAGCGGCCAAAAUGGGCAGACAAGCCAGACGAAGUCCGUCGAUACUGGAUUGCUACUGAAGCAGUCAACUCCUACAACAGACUUCCCCACGCAUGGAUCAAUUACAAGACGCUACGAGAGAUCUUUGAUUGA
Molecule: messenger RNA, 1698 nt
Organism: Endocarpon pusillum Z07020
Lineage: Eukaryota; Fungi; Ascomycota; Eurotiomycetes; Verrucariales; Verrucariaceae
Exons: 2
Coding region: 1-1698 (565 amino acids)
Source: RefSeq, a predicted model, not a curated record